AUGAGUAAUAAAAAAUUGAAAGAGACGGAUAAUAUUGAAAAUUUAUGUCCGACAACAAGAAAACGCGUCAAAACUAACCCUGUCACAAAUUGGAAAAUUGCUAAGCUUGACUCGAACUCAUCCCCAACCGUUCUUACAAGCGAACAUUUGGACGAGAUGGGCAUUGGAAUGCUCGACUCAGAAGAAAGCACGUCAUCUGCCGCUUCCGCCAUAGCAUUAGUGUUGAGCGCCAGUGCAGAUGAAAAUUCUAAUGGAGUCACUCCUAAUUUGGAUGCGCCAAAGAUGUGCCACCAACGGUAUACGGCCUAUCGCACACUAGAUAACACCUUAGACAGUACUUUUAACAGUGACACUAGCGAUAAUACAACAAUAGCCACUCCAGGCAGAGGACUCAUUGAAACAGAUUGUAUAAAUAUAAGCCAGCAUUGCAGUAACAAUAAUAACAUCGUAUUGGAUUCAUAUGGUGAUAAAAAUAAUAAACUGAAUUCGCAACAACAAAGCGGAGAUAAGGUAUUACUUCCAUAUAGGAAGGUGGCUAUACUUGGUAUGGGUGCGGGGAAUCCUACCAGCAGCUCAUCACCACAUACGACGGCAAUCGUCGCCCCACCCUACACAACAAAUUCAAAUUCGAAUUCGCCUUCUGCUGGAAGAAGCACUCGUAGUCCUUUGGCUAUUGUGUCAGGAAACAGCAACAUUCGUGCACCUCGAAGUGCUACACAACAUAUUCAACCGCAACAGAGUAUGAAUAUGGGUGUUGCGACUAUUAAUACUUCAAAUGCUUUUAAUAAUAGUGGGUCAUCGCCAAAUAGUUACAUGUGUAUGCCUUCAACAAGUAAACAAUCACUUCUCAGACAACAACAGCGGCAGCAGCAACAACAACAACAGAAUACUCAAAUUCAAAAUAAAAGUCAAAAUCGAACAUCGCAAGCGGCAAACGAACAACAACCGCCUAUGGUCGUAUAUGAUAACUUCUUUUUGUUUAGGCAGCAACAUUUGCGGGAUCAUAUUUCCGAUGGCAAAGAUCAUUUUAGCACACUAUCGGAUGAGAUAAUUUUACAAAUUUUCAAAUGGUUGCCGAAGAAAGCACUUAUACGUUGCAGUUAUGUUUGUCGACGGUUUAAUAGAUGUGCCAGCGAUGAAUCACUAUGGACACGUUUGGAUUUAGGGGGACGUCACUUGCGUGCAGGUGCUCUGGAAAAUAUUCUCACCCGCGGUGUGGUCAUAAUGCGUUUGGCCCAAGCUGAGCUAAGUCAUCCCGUUUUCGAUAGUGACUUUCUACACGCCGAACCAAAAUUCGAAUCAAAGUUACAGUAUUUAGAUCUAAGUAUGGUAUCGGUUGCAAAGCCCUCACUCAAGAUGCUAUUAUCACGCUGUCGUCAAUUGAAAAAGCUCAGCUUGGAGCAUGUACCAAUUAACGAUGAAAUCUGCAAUGAAAUAGCAAAGAAUACCAACUUAGAGGCACUAAACCUAGCCAUGUGUAUCGGAUUGGAGGCGUGGAGCGUGCGCAAGAUAAUGGAAUCAUUGAAAAAUAUAAACAGCCUAAAUAUUUCUUGGACAAAUCUGUCUGUAGAUGCCGUUACAUCGGUGGUAACAAAUGUUACACCAAAUCUCUUGCGAUUAAAUAUGGCAGGUUGUCGUAAAACAUUGUACGAUUCUCAUGUGGCAAGCUUAGCUAAACGAUGUCCACAACUUUUAGAAAUCGAUUUUUCCGAUUGCACUGCAUUGACCGGCAAUGUCAUUAACAUUAUUUGCAGAUUUAAAAUGCUUGAAUACUUGUCACUUUCGCGCUGCUAUCUUAUUCCUGCCUCUGCCUAUAUGGAGCUAAACAACUUGCCCACACUAACCUAUCUCGACAUAUUUGGUAUGCUCUCAGAGACUGGAAUGGAAUUGCUAGAGCAAAACUUUCCCAAUAUAGGUAUUAAUAAAUUCAUACAUAGUUCGGUGGCUAGACCGACAGUGGGCACACGCCGCACAUCAGUGUGGGGUCUUCGUACUCGUGACUAGAAUAUAAACAUAGACGAAAAUAAUAUGUGUAUUAGGCUUAGUAACGGCACAGAAAUCCACUGCAGUUUUGUACUAGUUUUUCAAUUAAUUGUUUUAUAUAUGAUACAAUUAGCUUCUAAUAAAAUUGUCAUAAUGUCAAAAAUCGUUUAAAAGAAA
This is a messenger RNA of Bactrocera tryoni, 2160 nucleotides long. It is a transcript of the gene Skp2, whose product is annotated as S-phase kinase-associated protein 2. Lineage: Eukaryota; Metazoa; Arthropoda; Insecta; Diptera; Tephritidae. Gene Ontology annotation, biological process: SCF-dependent proteasomal ubiquitin-dependent protein catabolic process. Bases 1 to 2004 code for a protein of 667 amino acids. Gene Ontology annotation, cellular component: SCF ubiquitin ligase complex. The record is from RefSeq and is a predicted model, not a curated record. The transcript has 6 exons. Gene Ontology annotation, molecular function: protein binding.